Cydia pomonella (codling moth) is the source of this 4351-nucleotide messenger RNA. It is a transcript of the gene Wnt2, whose product is annotated as protein Wnt-7b-like. Gene Ontology annotation, cellular component: extracellular region. Bases 324 to 1442 code for a protein of 372 amino acids. Gene Ontology annotation, biological process: multicellular organism development; cell fate commitment; canonical Wnt signaling pathway. Gene Ontology annotation, molecular function: cytokine activity; frizzled binding. The record is from RefSeq and is a predicted model, not a curated record. NCBI's taxonomy places the organism in Eukaryota, Metazoa, Arthropoda, Insecta, Lepidoptera, Tortricidae. The transcript is spliced from 9 exons.
AUGGUUAAGGCGAACCUAGAGCCUAGUGCCGGCGGAUGGACCACUCGCCAGUGGAGGCUGGGAUACCGCGCGACUCGCACGCGCCACCCGUUUCGAGCGAGUUCCAAAUUUAAAUCGACGCAAAGUGACAGUUGGUGACUGUGUUUUGUUUUUAGAUUUUUACAGUGCGAAGGAUCAUAUUGAAACAUUUACACUACCUGGACGUAACGACAAUGUGAUUCAACACAGUGGUUCAAGCAACAACAACACGGACAAAAAAGUGAAAUAAUGUUAAUAUGAAAGUGUGUGUGGGAUAAAAUUGCAAAUAACUAGGAUGUGAAACGAUGUUGGCAUGUGUGCGGGCGGGCAGAGAGGUUCGCGCGCCGGACGGACACACCGCGCAACACAGUGCGCAACGCGCACGAAGCGCCCAGCGCAACUUCGAUUGGUGGAUUGUACUGUUUUUCGUGCUACUUUGCGUUCGCAGCAGCAGGAGCGGCGUAUCACUGGGCGCGCACCUCGUGUGCGCACGCGUCGCCGGCCUCACCGACAAGCAGCGCAACAUGUGCCGCGCCACGCCCGCCGCCAUCGCCGCCGUUGGGGACGGCCUCAGGAUGGCGUAUGCAGAGUGCCGGCAGCAGCUGUCCGGGCACCGAUGGAACUGCUCCGGAGUGGGCGACGGGAACGAUUUCGGACACGUCAUGCCUUUAGCUACUAAGGAGGCCGCCUUCACGUACGCCAUAACAUCGGCUGGCGUCACGCAUGCGCUGAGCGCGGCGUGCGCGCGAGGCGACCUGCCUGCAUGUGGCUGUGCAGCUAACAACAGGAGGCGACCAGCGACAGAGCAGUUCCAAUGGGGUGGCUGUGGAGAAGCCGCGUACGGAGCGAGAUUCGCGCGUAGAUUUCUCGAUGCAAGAGAAUUGGAUGCAGACGCGCGCGGUCGUAUGAACCUGCACAACAACCGCGUCGGCAGGAAGGUGAGCGAGAUGGUGAAGGACCUCGUCCGCCGCGAGUGCAAGUGUCACGGCGUUUCUGGAUCCUGCGCCAUGCGGACCUGCUGGAGAGCCCUGCCACAGUACAAAGCUGUGGCUACCGCUCUUCGGGAGAAGUACAAGAAGGCCAAGCUGGUCGCUCCUCAGCCACCCCAGUCUCAUUUGGUCAUACGCAGAUCAAAGCAAACAAUGGCGGUGGGCCGGCAGCCGCGGAAGUCUGAACUAGUGUAUUUGGAACCGUCCCCCUCGUACUGCGAACCUGAUGCAGUCUCAGGGUCGCUCGGCACGCACGGAAGAGAAUGCAACAGGACUUCCAGAGGUGAAGACGGCUGUGAAACACUCUGCUGCGGCCGGGGUUACAACACCGUGCGGGCAGUCAAAACCACCCAAUGUCGCUGUCGCUUCCACUGGUGCUGUCGCGUCAGUUGCGAAACUUGCGUUGUCCGUACUGAGACGCAUGUGUGUAAAUAGCCAGUGAACCGAUAAACAAGUGUUGACCUGCCGUCUCUCUUCUAUUGGUGUUGCCGCGUCAGCUGUAGCUGAGUUGUCCGCACCGAGGCGCAAGUGUGUAAAUAGCCAGUGAACCGUCAAACUUCUUAGUGUCAAGGCAUCAGGACUACUGCCGUUUCUAUUGAUGUUAUGUCAGCUGCGAUACAGCGUCGUCCGCACUGAGAUCCAUGUGUGUAAAUAGCCAGUGCUGGCCACUAGCAACUGUGCUGCGACACCUAGGUCAUCCACACUAAAGCGCAUGUAAAUAACAUGGGUACUGUGCUCUUCUGCGCCACCUAUUAUAUAUCGUGUGCGCACUGAGACGCAUGGGUAUAAAUAGCCAUCGCUGAACCGUCAAACCAGAGCUGAAGUGUUGAAAUAACUGUGACAAUGUGCAAAUACAUCAAAUCCGUGCUAGAUCCCUAGUAUAGAUCCGUCAAAGGGACCCGAUGCCGUAGCUCCUACCUAUUUGAUAACAUGGGACUAAGUCAUCGAAAAUGAAAUAACAUUGUGACAUAAUUGUACGGGUUAUAAAACCUAAUAAAUUGUACUAUCCUCGUAAGAUAUUUCUAUAAGGGCCACUUGCACCAUUUGACUAACCGGGGGUAAAGCGGUUAAACCCAGUGUCAAAUUGUACUGGUAACCAUUGUAUCUCCAGGUUUAACCGGUUAACCUCGGGUUGGUUAUUGUUGCAAGUGGCCCUUGUACCGAAGUACAAGUACGCCUCGACGGCUUAUAGGUACUCGUACAAAAUGGAAUAUUGUGUUUUUUGACUACCCUUUUGUAUGUUUUUUUAAGAAUGACUGUAUUUAAUUUAAAAAUAAAAUAUAACGGAAAUAGUGACUGCUACUGAUGACACAUUGCACUGUUAAACCAUGUGUGUGUUAAUUGUACAAUAUCCGAAUGUGUUUUAAUGUUUUGUAUGUAUACUUAAUCAACCAAUAACUCCAGACACCUGGUGUUAAAGCGAUUUGUUGCGAUUCAAAUUCAAAGUCCGACAAUCGAGUGAUUCGUCUAUCUGUACUUAUCUAUGCUCACUACUGCCAUAUUCAGAACAUCACCCCACCGAUUAAAUAAACAAUUAUACGGAAAAACCUCAAGAACAAGCGCUUUAGCAACGGUGUUGAACGGGCAUUUGUACAUAUAUUAAUGUCUUUAGGUACAAUAUUAUAACCUUUUAACCGCCGUAGUCUGAUAUAUAAGUCAUACAAUAUCCAGCUCAUUUCGCGGAGUCUCAUAAAUAAGACAAAAUUUCGUAUAACUUCGUACCGUCGGUGACUAGCACGCGCUCGAUGAAAAAUUUUAGGUGGUUGAAAGGUUAAUAAAAUUUUAAUAUUGACGAUGUGCAUAAAUGCCUCUUAUUCAUAAUGAAGGUGUCUUGUUUUGAACGCACUACUAAUUCGUGUAUUCUGUUUGUAGGUGAUUAGCCUACCUAUUUGUAUUUAUGGCAGUAAGAGCCACAGGGACGUUCCAGGGUAAGCCAACUAACUUGGAGUUAACCGUUUGGACCACUUGUACCAUGCCACUAACCCGGGGUUAACCGGUUUAACCUGGAGUUACCAAGGAUACCUGUACAAUUUGACACUGGGUCAACGGUUUAACCAGUUAACCCCGGGUUAGUGGAAUGGUGCGUGGUGGUGGCGCAUCGGGUUCAAAUGUACUAGUCCGAGUUAAUUGGCUAGCCCUCGAACGUGCAGUGGCCCUAAUUGCAAUAGCUUUUUAAGAUCCGCAGCGUAUUUUUUAAACACAUAUCAGCAUAUUUUCAAACUAUCCAAGGUUUCAAACAAUUAAUCGGUUUUUAGGGGCCUGAAAUGUAAAAUAUUACAAUUAGGUAGUAUUAGUGUCCGACCGAAAAUGUUUUUUUUUGCCGAAACUGUAGGUUCAAUUUGCUCUAGUUUCUGUCGAAUCGAAAUCAAACCUUCUGCCGAAACCUACUUAUUAUGCCGAAUCCGAACCCGAAACUUCGAUCGAACACUAGGUACCGAAACUACAGUUUCAGCGCGGUCGAAAGGUUCGUUGCUUUGGCCGAAACCGAACCUUCGGCCAAAACAUGAUUUUUAUGGCGAAACCGAAACUUCGGUCAGACAUUACUAUUUAAGUUGUUCCUUCUUGGGAACGGGGUCCCGUAAUUUGGAACCUUAUGAAGCUAGUGAAAAAAUAUUUUCCAACGAAAAACCGUCCAAUUUCACUUACGGUAAUCUACUAUGUAGCAAAGGCAGUAGCAAGAGUAAUUAAGCGGGCUAAGUGACCAAAUAUAUCUGUACAACUUUGUCGCUAAGAGGGUAUAAUAGAGCUAAUAUCAUAUGAAUUGUGAACUUUUUGGCUUGGGCUGGUGGAGAUAUUAAACUAUUAUUUCUACGCAUAGAACCAGUGUUUUGUGGCAUGAGUUGUUGUUGGCCGACAACAAACCAUGGAAGCGGAGCGUGAAUCUCGCGACCUAAACGCGUAAGCGCCAUGAUUUUUCACGGCGCUUAUGAAUUUUUGGGUCGCGUGGUUCACGUCCGCUCCCCUAGCGUACAGGUUGCGAUUGCGACAAUUUCAUUAUUUGGUAUGGCUUCUCUUUAGUAGUAAAUAUAACUCAGACAGAAAAGUGAAAGAGUAGUGAUGGCUAAUCUGAACGACGCUGUGUAGAUCAUUUAGAAUACAUCGCCCGCCUAGCUAUUUUUGAUGCUGACUGUAAUAAGAUGUAAAUAUACUUCAUAUGUACAAGUUUUCAUCCUUACAACCAUUUUUCAUGCAUUUAAAGUAAGACUCAACGGCUUUAAAAUAGUAUUUAUUAAGUGUUUCUUAAAUUUAAUAAGUACUUAACUCGUCUUAAACAUUCCACGUAGAUUAAGCUAACUUAUUCACUUAACAUUGCGAUUUUUUAAAUAAAAGUUUGACACAUUUGA